Molecule: messenger RNA, 3553 nt
Organism: Schistocerca americana (American grasshopper)
Lineage: Eukaryota; Metazoa; Arthropoda; Insecta; Orthoptera; Acrididae
Gene: sand
Product: TWiK family of potassium channels protein 18
Exons: 9
Coding region: 1346-2587 (413 amino acids)
Biological process (GO): stabilization of membrane potential; potassium ion transmembrane transport
Cellular component (GO): membrane
Molecular function (GO): potassium ion leak channel activity
Source: RefSeq, a predicted model, not a curated record
CGCGCCGCGCCGCGCGACACCGAAGUCCGAACCGCGCGGCCGCCGCUUCGUAGCGGUUGGGCAGCUGCGAGUACGCCGAGGGUUUGUGACGCCGUACAUCGCGACUGCUGCUCCCAUCUCGUGACCUUAUCGCUUGCAAAUUCACAUGACUUGAUGCCUGUCUCCUGUCAAACACCACGUGCGGUACCAGCGGCGCAGUCGUGUGUUUUGUUUUUUGCUGUCCAGUGCUUAAGUGUUGCCUACCUGACGCUAACAACAGGUAUGUGACUGUCAUCGAGAUGCUGCCUGCCAGAACAGCGAAGGAGCCUAUUUCUUCGAACUGCAGUAUUUCCAACAGCAACUAGAUAAGCAAGUCAUUUUCAGUAUCUACUACAAGCUCCUAAUAAUUUUAGUCAUUUCGGAAGUGGACCACUACAAUUGAUGUAUCAGACUUGAAGAAACGUAAUUUUUUUUUCAUCUACAGCACAAAAUACUGAUUCUACAUUUGAAAAGGGCAGAAAUAUCGAAAACAACACAAACAACUUGAAAUGUUGAUUCGUCAAUGGCAUCUGUCUGUUCGCCUCUUAUGACAACGUUUUCCCUCUUGUUGACCAUAUUCUCACGCCCAGCCACCUCAAUGUAAAGCGCCUUAUCUGCAGUGUCUGCCUAGUGAAACACCGUUUCCUCCUGAGCUAAGUGUCCAUAGUUCCUGUUAUACCAUUUGAUUAACCUAAAUUCUUUAAGUUUAUCAAACGAGUAAUAUUUCCCAAAAUCCAAAUCAUUACCAGUGGAAGUGUGAAUUCACGUAGUGGAAGAAAAUGUGAUAUUACUCUGUUGGUUUCUGAAAGACGCUUAUGAAUAAUUAUGUAUAAAUGCUGUGCAUAUAAAUAUUGAAAAUUUCGUCCGUGGUCAAGUGUUUUUGUGUACAGUGCCAUCAAAUGAAGACAUCUAUUGCUGCAGUUCUGCUCAGUUACGCUGGCGCUUUCCGUUAGCAGAUUACUGAACCACAUACCACAACGAUUACUCAUCUCUUCAUCAACGAAGUAUCGUCCGUCAAAGCAUUCAUCCGCCAUCUCCGGUUUCCAAGACAACAACAAAAGGCGUAUCUGCGUCUGCCUCGCCGCUGGGAGAACUCAUUCUUCUGGCCAGCCGUAGCGGCCGGCUCUCCGCUGAUAAACUUGCCGAAACAUUUCCAGGCGGAGCGCCGUGUGAUGCCGGGCGUGGGCGCGCACGAUGGCGCCCCCUGCUAGCUCCAGCCCCAGCGCAGCCGCCCCCAGCCUCUGCCUCCGCCCCCGCCUCCAACCCCGCAGCCGCGACCGCCCCCGCAGCUGGCCGCGGCGGCCUCCGCUAGCAGCCGACAUGCUCCAUGAUGGAGAGGAAGCGCUCCAGCCGCCGCUACCGCUACCGCCCGCGCAAGAGCUGGGCCGAGCGCUGCAAGGACUACCUGCGACACUUCCUCGCCUUCAUGUUCAGCAAUGUCGGCAUCAUUGGCCUGGUGGUGGGCUACACGAUCGCGGGCGCGUUCAUGUUCAUGGCGAUCGAGGGCUCGGAGCCGGGCUGGCCGGCGCACGAGGCGGAGCGCAUGCGCAGCGAGACGGCGGCGCGCCUGUGGCGGCUCACCGAGCAGCUCAACCCCAUCCCGGGGCGCGCGCGCUGGGCCGAGGCCGUGGCGCCCGAGCUGGCGCGCUACCAGCGAGACGUGGUGCGCCUCGUGCGCGACGGCUUCGACGGCAGCAGCGCGCGCCCGCGCUCGCAGUGGACCUUCUCGGGCGCCUUCCUCUACUCGCUCACCGUCAUCACCACUAUCGGUUACGGCAACGUGACGCCCAAGACUGAGUGGGGGAAGCUGGCGACGAUCGUGUACGCCAUCGUGGGCAUGCCGCUGUUCCUGCUCUACCUGUCCAACAUCGGCGACAUCCUGGCGCGUAGCUUCAAGUGGACCUUCGCGCGCCUCUGCCUGUGCCGCGGCUGCGCCCGCCGCCGCCGCCUCCCACCGCCACCGCCACCGCCCCCCUGGCAGAGGUCGUCAUCGGCUCCAGCGUCCUUCCAGGAGUUCCAGAUGGAGCGCCGGGCGCCCCCGAUGCGCCGUUCGUUGGGCCAGCGACCCCUGGGAACGGGGGCGGAAGUGGGGGUGGGCGUGGGCGGCCUGCGCGAACUCGACGGCGGCGGCGGCGCCUUCUCGGAAGACGGCGUCGUCUCCGACCCGGAGGCCGACGAGGACCUCGACGACUCCGCUGACGAGGACUCCACCAGCAGCACGUCCAGCUACGACCCGCAGUCCGUCACCGUGCCCGUCACCCUCUGCCUGGCCAUCAUGGUGGGGUACGUGUGCGGGGGCGCCUUCCUGUUCUCGGAGUGGGAGUCGUGGGACUUCCUGGACGGCUCGUACUUCUGCUUCAUCAGCCUGAGCACCAUCGGCUUCGGCGACAUCGUGCCCGGCGACAAGAUCUACAGCGAGGGCAUCGAGCUGAGCUUCAUCUUCUGCAGCAUGUACCUGAUGCUCGGCAUGGCGCUCAUCGCCAUGUGCUUCAACCUCAUGCAGGAGGAGGUCGUUCACAAGAUCCGCUCGUGCGCGCGCUCCGUGCGCAACUGCUUCGGCUGCCGGUGACACAGGUAGAAGAGCCACAACGAGACCGCCAAAACGCAGAGUCCCGCCCUUUGGCGGCAGCGUCGCUGCGAUUUCCGGCUUCGUCCAAAGAGGCAGUGCGCCGGGAGAAUGCCCCUGGCCAGCGGCGGCGGAGGAGGCGCCGCGCGACUUCAAACGGCCGGCCGGCUGCCGAGUUUUGUGUGCGCCUCGUGCUGCCGGCUUUGUGCAGUCGCGAUUGCUGCAGAUUAAGGUGCGGCGGGCGGGCGGCCGCACAGACGUGCAAAUUGCUUCCCGCCCGCGCUGUCCGCGCCAAAAUUGUCCCGCGUCGGCGAGACACACGGCAGCGGCAGCAGCGGGGGCGGAAACGGCGGCUAAUGAAGGCGUGUAAAUUGCGAACCGAGCAAAAGAGGCAGAAGAAGGAGACGGCGCCGAGAAACUUCUGUGGGGGAAGGAUAGUGGCGCCGGACUUAAUUCCCCCUUGCUUUUUCCUCGCUAGGUCCAAUGGCGUGAUUCCCAAGAUGAACAUUCAUUUUGUGUGUGUGUGUGUGUGUGUGUGUGUGUGUGUGUGUAUGUGUGUGUGUGUGUGUGUUGGUGCGAGGGGUGUAAGAGGGUGCCCAGGCGAGACAAGAAUAUUAGCCGCGAUUUGCUAGUCGGAACUGUAGGUGAGAAAUAAAUAUUGAAAAAUCGCAAGCCACCGGUUCUGUUGGGAUGCAAAGUGGAUUCCGGGGGCGUUGAUUGCCCAGGUGCGCGCAUUGUACACGUUUCGGAAUGAGGAUGCAUUAUUAAGAGCGCCGCCUAGCCGAGAUCGCGAGGCACCUGUUCGGCUGGGAGCAGGUCCGCGCGCGGCCGGUCCCAGACGCCUGUGUCAGCUUUUACGCCUGCCACCAGAGCGGCUGGGAAUUUCGCAAUCUGUACAGAUUUUCGCCUGCUGCUCUCCAGUCUCUCUGAGGAAUAAACGCAGACACGCACACAGCCUCCCCCCCCCCC